AUGGGUCUCCAGCUCAAAACGCUUAUCAGCCUCCUCAGGGUCAGUUCCGUGGGCGUGGUAGAGGAAGAGGUGGACCGCGGGGUGGCCAUCAGAAACAGCCACAAAACCAGGCACAGCAAUUGUGUUAUACGUGUGGCAAACCGGGACACUUCAGGAGGAACUGUUACAGUAACAGGCAGGCCGCACAGGGUUCGGUGCAGCAGGACAUUUAUUACCCUCCCCAGCCGACAGCGCCCCUGGUGCCAAAUCCACAGGCUCUGCCUCCAACGAACCAAGCUCCCCAAUGGCCCCAAACACAAUGACCGUGCCCAGAGAACCCUGCAGCCCCACAAACUGGUCUUGGAGAUCCAAUUGGGGCCUGUAGAGUUUUCUCAUUCCUACCUCUUCACGACAUCCAGUCCUGUCAAUCUGAUGGGAAGAGACAUUUUGAAAAAACUGGGAGCUUCUAUUCUGUGUGGCCCGCUGGGACUUACUGUCACUUUGAGAGAUGGGACUGUACUACACUGUACAGACACUUCAAUGUACGUCACCAAGAAUCUUGUCCUCGCUCAUCUGGACAAUCCCCCGCCAAAUGAAACGGCUGACAUCUAUUGGGGACUGUUGAAACCAGAGUCACCACAAGGGGGAGGCAUUUCUUCUUUGUUCACUGCCUGGAAACCUUGGAUUACCUCCUUGCAUCCCUACCUCCCGCCUGCUGAUCCUCAUCAUGUCACACUGAACUACCUGAGGACACCUGAUGAGGUGUAUGAAGACGAAAUUCCAGACAUACUAGACACUCUUUGGGACAUUUCGUCUCCCUGCCUGUAUGUCGGAAAAGAGGGUGUGGCAUCUGAGGUAACACUCACAGAGGACCAAGCUUAUUGGUACCGCCUGACUGAUAGCUAUCCUCAUGUAUCACUAGCCAUCCAUGCCAAAUAUGAAGCCAGACAAUUAGGGCCAAUGGUAAAACGCCUCCGCUCUCUUACUGAUUGGCAAGCGACUUUCUGCUCCAAUUUGUUUUACUCUCCUUCUGAGCAGGCAUGGAAGAUUAGCACACUUACACAUGACCAAGUUGUUAUUCAGCAUGAACAGUUGUCUCGAUUUCAUGGUAGGGAGCGCACAGACCAUCCAUCCUCCGCUGCAAUGCUUGACACCCUCCCUGCGUCUCUUUGGUCAUCCUGUCCCACUGAUGUGGGCCACACCCAGUCUACAGAAGUUAACUUUGACUUAGUGCCAGGCACUACUCCCAUUCAUCAGCCCCAAUAUCCAUUGAAACCUCAGGCUGAUGAAGGUAUUGCAGAUACCAUUUCAGGGUUGUUGCAGGCUGAUGUACUCAGACCAUGUACAUCCCCGUGGAACACACCCAUUCUACCUGUACCCAAACCAGGUACAGAAGGCAAAUACCGCAUGGUUCAUGAUUUAAGGGCCAUUAAUGCAGUGGUGGCAACACCACCACUAGAGGUUCCAAACCCUCAUGCGUGUCUCUCCUCACUCUCUCCAACUCACUCACAUUUCACGGUGAUAGAUCUGGCUAAUGCUUUCUUUUGCCUACCAUUAGCCCCAGAGCUACAAGACAUUUUUGCAUUCACAUUCAGGGGACAGAAGUACACAUACAAUCGCAUGCCUCAAGGUUUUGUACUCUCCCCUGGUCUUUUCAACCAUCACUUGAGGAACAUUCUAAAUGUGGAUGUUCCACCGGAAGUCGUGUUGAUCCAAUAUGUGGAUGAUUUGUUAAUCGCUGCCCCGUCAGCAGAAUUGUGUUUGUCUUUCACUAAAACCAUUUUGGAGGUGUUGGCACAACAUGGUUUCAAAGUCAGUAAAUCCAAAAUCCAACUCUGCCGCUCAGUUGUAACUUUUCUGGGCAGAGAGAUUUCACACGGCUUCAGAGACAUGUCACCCAGCCACCGUGACUCCAUCCUGCACCAUCCUCUCCCUCACACGGUUCGGGAUAUGCUAUCAUUUUUGGGCCUAAUCGGUUAUAGUAGGAACUACAUCUCAAACUUCACUGACCGCAUUGCACCAUUUCGCGCUAUGAUCUCAUCAGUAGGGCAUCGUAACCUCAAACUUCCCCUCACAUGGUUGAAAGAAACUGAAGAUCAGUUUAUCUCUCUGAAACAGGACUUAGCGUGCGCGACCUCUCUCGCUGUGCCUGACUACAAAAACCCAUUCUGUUUGGAUGUUUCUGAAGCAAAGGGGGUGGUCAACGCCUGUUUGUUUCAGAAAAAAGAGGGAGGAAGGAGAGUACUAUACUACUACAGUCAAAAACUUGAUUCUGUCAAAUCCAGCCAACCACCCUGCGUCAAAUUUGCUGCCGGAGUGGCAAAAGCCAUUCAAAAAACCGCACACAUCAUUAUGGUACAUCAGCUAACAGUACUAACGACACACUCGGUAGUUGCAUUCCUAUCCUCAAAAGCAUUUACUCUGUCUGGCACGAGAUCAUCACGAGUAGAACACAUUCUGACUAUGCCCAACCUCAUUUUCACACACGAUGGAGUCAAUAUGGCGGAAGGGAUGAUGACAGGUGAGCUACAUUGCUGCGAGAGCAAGAGAGAGACAGAUGUAAAACUAAGGACAGACUUAUUCAGCGAAGCAAUCCCAGGGGAAGAAGGUCCAGAAACUCUCUAUACCGACGGCUGUUGUUAUAGACAUGAGACCAAAGGACUGAAAGCCGCAUAUGCAGUGGUGAGACAGCAAGUAUAUGCAGCAGUGAGGCAAAAAAGAGGGCCAGCACACGAAACAGUAGUGGCGGGAAAAAUCACGGAUAAACCCUCAGCACAAAGGGCAGAACUGAAAGCACUAUCAGAAGCACUGAAAUGGGGAAAGGGAAAGAUAGUGAACAUUUACACCGACUCUGCUUAUGCUCAUGGUGUGAUCCAUUAUGAACUGAGCAGAUGGUAUCGAGCAGGGUUUGUAACAGCCUCCGGUACACCCAUAAAACACCAAGACAUAAUCACAGAGCUGGCAGCCAAUCUGCAGCUACCUCUGAAAGUGGCAGUAGUGAAAUGCAAAGGACAUCAGAAAGGGAGAGAUGAUAUCAUACAUGGAAAUGAAUCUGCAGAUGCAGCAGCAAAAGAAGCAGCUGGUUACGGGCCCCAAAUAUACCAAAUGACCACUACACAACUAACUGAUUCUCCUGAACCACAACCGCUACCACUAACUAUUGAAGAUAUAAAAACAUUGCAAAACAGAGCAGGACCAUAUGAGUGGGGAGUGUGGACUGCGAAAGGAGCUAUCAAAAAAGAUGACAUCUGGCGCGCUCAUAAUGGGAGAGUAAUGAUCUCUGCCGAUGUCCCAGCCCUCAGCGAAGAAGAACAGCUGGCUAUAUCUCCAGGUGAGUACCACACAUCACUAAAGGCAUUAGUCAGUUCUUUGUCUCACCAGGUCCAGGAGAAAGCUGAGGAAGCUGCCCCCGAAAAGCCCAGAGAUCCAAUCAAAGAAGGAGAGUGGGUCUGGCUACGGGUCCUGAAACGCAAGUGGAAUCAGCCCCGUUGGACUGGGCCACACCAGGUGGAAGCGGCCACGUCACACUCGGUGAGAUUGGUGAAAAAGGGUUCCAACUGGUAUCACCAGACACUGUGCGCCAGAGCCUCCGAUCCACAAGGUGCAAGACCUUUGGACAAGGUCGCCAGAGCACAGACCCCGGAAAAGAGGAGCCCCGAAGCAGUGUCAAGAUGGAUUGAUGUGGCUCUGACCAAAAAAGAUCCCAAGAAAGAUGCUCCUCCAGCGUACUCCAUGCCCCUGUUGGGGAUGGAGGACGGUGAUGAGACUGAUUCAGACAAUGAAGGAAGUGAAUCACCAAUUGAGAUGGAGUACGUCUUGGGACAGAGAAUAAGACGCAAGAGGGAGAGGCUCUACCGGCCCAGACAGACCUAUUUCUCCCUCAGUGAGGAAGAAUGUAGGCGUAAGCUAAGCCUGACCCGUCUGUGA
Messenger RNA from Perca fluviatilis (European perch), 3906 nucleotides. RefSeq lists its product as uncharacterized. Gene Ontology annotation, molecular function: RNA-DNA hybrid ribonuclease activity; nucleic acid binding. The record is from RefSeq and is a predicted model, not a curated record. The transcript is spliced from 5 exons. Bases 1 to 3906 code for a protein of 1301 amino acids. Lineage: Eukaryota; Metazoa; Chordata; Actinopteri; Perciformes; Percidae.